GGUCUGUGCAGCCGCAGGCUGAGGGCUGAGCGCUGAGGGCCGGGGGCGGGCGCCGGGCAGGACCAGGGCCGGGCAGGAGGUGGUGGCGCUGGCGCUCCCGGCGUCACAGCGCCAGGCCCGCGGCGGCGGCGGCGGUGGCGGCGGGGCGAUGCGGCUGCUGGCGCUGGCGGCGGUGCUGUGGGCGCGGGCUCCGGGCCCGGAGGUCUGCUGGGCUCUCAAUGUGACCGUGUCCCCGGGACCUGUGGUUGACUACCUGGAAGGGGACAAUGCCACCCUCCUGUGCCACGUGUCCCAGAAGAGGCUCAAGGAUAGCCUGCUGGCCGUACGCUGGUUUUUCGCAGGCGCCAACAGCCCAGAGGCCUUGAUGGUGAAGAUGACCAAGCUCCGGGCUGUGCAGUACUAUGGGAACUUCAGCCGCAGUGCGCACCGCCGGAGGCUGCGGCUGCUGGAGGAGCAGCGUGGGGCGCGGUACCGGCUCUCGGUGUUGACUCUGAGGCCCGCUGACCAGGGCCAGUACGUCUGCCGGGUGCAGGAGAUCAGCAAGCACCGGAACAAGUGGACGGCCUGGUCCAACGGCUCCUCAGCCACGGAGAUGAGAGUUCUCCAUCUCUCUGUGCUGCCCACCUCCUCCACCUCUGACCUGGAAGUGGUUCUCAUCUCGCACAUGGCUGCCUUCCUCCCUGGAGCCUGCAGCCGCCAUGGUUUGCUGGUGGGAAGGCCCGAUGCCUCAGGAAGCGAUGACCAUGCUUCCAGGGGGCCACGGAAGGGGACUAAGGCGAGCCACCCCUCAGUAAAUGAUCUGAAGCCUGACAGGCCUGGUCUGUGCUCUUCACCAAGGGGAGCUGGGGAGGCCUGGCCCAGCUGUCUCCUUUCCAAAGUCAGGACUGGGGUCCGACUCAGCUGGUUGCCUCUCCCUGGGCCUGGUGUCUGCUUCAUCAUCUGGGACCUGGUCCUGACUUCCGCAUUUUCUUUGCAUGCUUCUCUCUGUGGCUUGUCAGCCACCCGUGGGAGAGGAGACAGAUGCCAGGGACUUCCCGUGCAUCUCAGCUCCACCCUUUGCCCUUUGCCAUGGACUUGAUGGUGAGUUUCCUCCUGCAUCUCACCAGAAGCAAAAGUGUCUUUUACUGCAGAGUUCUUGAAGGUAAGGCUGUGCCCUGCCUCUCCUCAGCCCUCUGCAGCAAACUCCUCCCCGCAGACUGAGGGUGACUGUCACCUAGAGAAGUUGUGGAACGGCUCCUGGUACAGAGCUCAAGCCACAGCUGUCACUUGUUCCUCAUAUUUCCAUAUGCUGAUUGUUUCCUGUUGCAGAAAGUCCAGAAAAACUCUGAAAAGGGUUGGGUAGAAACAAAAGUGACUUUCCAAUGACUCCAUUUGCAGUGGUCUCCAUUAGAGGCUUUGCAAUGUCUCCAUUGCAACAGAACCUGACAUUCAGUGUCUGUCCUCUCAGGGACUUCGUGCACUAAAAACACAAAAUCUCCUGUCACUUUUAACAUCAAUACCAUCUGUGCCUGGCUUUUCUGACAUGUCUAAACAGUCCACACAUUGUCUUUGUUAAAUAUGGUUCCACAGCAUGAUUUUUACAGCAGAGAGCAUUUGUGGUGUAGCUCGUUGCUACUGGACAUAUAAGCGAUGCUAAGUCCUUGUCAGUUAACCUCAGCAAAGGUCGCUGUCCUUAGUAUAAAAUCCUAUAAGAGGUCCUAUAAGAUAUUGGCCCAAAGUUCCCCCACCUAAUGAUGGAUCCAAUUCAAAGAUCCGAACUGACCUCUAGAAUAAUUAAUGGAUUUCUGUGCUCACCAGCAUUGUAAAGGGCUCCCCCGCCCCGGCGUGGUCUCCAUCAUGGGGAUGGCUAGUCAUGAUGUGUUCACUGGACUGAGAUGCCCACUGAGCUGGCAACAGAUUCUUUCUUGGUGUAUUGUUUCUGUUCCUCCACUGCAGUCACACAUACCCUUUGCGGAUGCUAAGGAUGCUGGCAGUGAUCGCACAGCUCGUGAAGGGCUCUCAGUUAAUGCUUGAUGGAUGCACAGAAGUUUCCACACACUGACUGCUCCCCCUGAGCACAGGGGGCCUGGCAAAAUAAAUGAAAGCUUUAUUCAAAGCCAGCCCCGAGGACCGAGGGGCCUCAGACGCUAUCGAUCACUUUGUCACCGUUUGCAGGUGUGCAGGGGCCUCUCUAUAAGGAAGACAGGACAGGAAUGCUGUGAGACACAGACAACCUGGCUGGCUUUUCUCGCCACGCCCUGCAAACUCCCCUGCUCUUUUGCUGUGGGAAGCAAGCUGGCCUCUGACCUGGGCCAGCAUCCGAGCGCUCUCUGUUUGCCUGAGCCUAAGAGAGGAGGGUAUGGGGGUUUAUGCACUGAGGAAGCCUGGAGAAGUGGGUCAUCUUUACAAGAAGAAUUCUAACUUAAAGACCCCUGUUGUGCUGUGGUUGUGCAAAGUGCUCCUUGGCGGGACCACUAGCACCUCUUGCUUGGAUGCCUCUGGCCUGUCACCUUCUGAGGGACCUCCCCUCUUUCCUUAACCUCUCCAACUGCUCAUCUCAUCUGCCUUCCUCCCCAUGGAGCUUCCUUUGUGUGGUCUCCGCUUGGAGUGGGGAUGACCCAACACGGUACCCAUGGCACUGUGUUUGCCAUCUGCUGUAGCAUAGGAAGACUAAUUAGGGGUGAAAGAGUCAAACAAGGCAAAACCCGUCUUUCCCCACCCUGACCUAAAGUCCCACAUUGAGCCACGGAUGCAUGACCACAUGGUGUAGGUGUGUUUCAACAAGGAUGUCACCUUGCUGUAUGCAUGAUCAUUGCUAAUUUUUUUUAACUUUUUAAAAGUAUAUUCUAUGUUGGAUUUAUAUCCAGUGACAAAUAGCAUCAAAAUUAUUACAGUAUAAUCAUCUAAAAUCAUCGUGGAAGCUAAGGCCUAACCUUUAUUCUUGCUGUUCACUUUUUUAAAAUUUUCAAUGUACUACAAGUAGAUAUUCAUAAAGAAAAUAUCCAAAGCACUUGUCUUUUAUUAAAAAUAAACAAAUUUUAUAAAAUAUAGUCAGAGAAUGAUUAAUACGCUAUGUAUUAUAAUAUGAAAAGAAAGCCAAAGUGUUAUUCAGAGUACAGAGUACACAAAAACAAAAGUGUUUCUCUUUGUUUAUUGAAAAAAAAAACUUUUGGAGCUGGGGAUUUAGCUCAGCGGCAUAAGCGUCUGCCUUGGAAGCAGGCAGUCAUGAGUUCGAUCCCUGGUACCGAUAAAAAGGAAAAAGACCAAAAAAUAAAUGUAAAAAAAAAAAAACAAAAACUGUUUUUCCUUUCAUCUGUUCCCUUUUCUUUAUGUCUAAGGUUUUAGAAAUUAAAUUCUAGUACCUCAAAAAAAAAAAAAAAGAGUGGUCUAUAUUGUUUCUAUCAAUAUGAACUUUAAAAUAAAAGUUGCUUUUUACCUAAAUUAGAUUGCUAUUACCUACAGCAUUCAUACUGUAAAUGCUAAGGGGGAAAAAAAAACCCACUCCAAACACCUCUUCAAACAGAAAUACAUUAUACUUGGGGUUUUGUUCUGAAAUUGUGUGUCUCUUAAUAAGCAUCUGUUGAACAGAAUUUCACUCCUGCAAAAAGCUUGAAAGAGAUGAUUUUCCAUGCAUUUUCUACAAAUGAUGUCAUGCAGGGAGACAGGACCAAGCUGCCUGUAACCCCCCACCCCCACCCCCGUCCCAGGGUGAGCGCUUAGGAAACUCCCAAUUUUCCACCAGCAGAGUGAUUUAGGGAACAGCGUUGUGCACAUUUCCAACUGUCCCUGCUAGCCGGUUCCUGGAAACAGUACUGGGCGGAAAGCUAUGCGUAUUUAAAUUUUUACUAGACAUCGCCAGAACUCUAUUGCCAAAGAGACUUUACAGAUUUAUACUCUGGUUGGAGAGUAUCUCCUUCCCUGAAGCCUCAUAAAUGAUCGAUUUUGUUCAUCUUUUCCAUGAUUUAUCACAAUGAUGGGAAAAGUAUUAAAUUAUUUUAAUUUUAAUUAUUACAUUUCAUGUGAUAAAUUUAAUUUCUCUUGUCCGUUCAGUUAGUAAUGGGGUUGUAGCAUCUCUUCAUGUUUAUUGACUGCUUAAAAAAUAUCUUUUCUGAAUUGCCUGUCUGUAAUUAUAGCUGUCCAUAAUUGGGUUGCUGUCUCUCUGGUGUGUGUGUGUGUGUGUGUGUGUGUGUGUGUGUGUGUGUGUGUGCAUUUCUGGUCACUAACUCUUUGCUAUUAUUUGUGACACACACAUUUCCUUCUGUCACUGAGUUUUCCAUUUUAUGUUUUGUUUUAACAUAGAGACAUUUCACACUUUCAGGAUAUUUUUGUAAUCGAAUUUGUCAUUUUUUUCCAUUAUGGUAUUGCUUUUUCCAGUAGUCACUUUUUAUUAAGGCGUAAUUUACAUUCAAUAGGCUUCUCGUGGUACCUCUGUUAAUGUUUGAUUUUAGAAAGUAUUUCCUGCCCCAAGUUUAUAAAAAUGUUUUUCAUAUAUAUUUCGGUAAUAUAUUUACAUGAAUAAAAGUAAGCUUUGUUCUUUUUUCUCUUUGAAUGCA
Messenger RNA from Cavia porcellus (domestic guinea pig), 4532 nucleotides. It is a transcript of the gene Vstm4, whose product is annotated as V-set and transmembrane domain containing 4. The transcript has 3 exons. The record is from RefSeq and is a predicted model, not a curated record. Gene Ontology annotation, cellular component: membrane. The coding region runs from base 149 to 1078 and encodes 309 amino acids. NCBI's taxonomy places the organism in Eukaryota, Metazoa, Chordata, Mammalia, Rodentia, Caviidae.